AUGAGCACAACCCAAAAACCACCCCCUCGUCCCUCCCACUCCGUCCUACCAAACUCGCCCUCUCCUGCAAGACCUCCGCCAACCAAUUUCAAGUCAAACUACUAUUCUCCAACUUCUUCUCAACAAGAUACUCUGGUUCCUCAACGCUCGGCCCCUCCUCCGCCUAAAAAUAAUUAUCAACGUGGCCAAGCGAGUCUAAAAAUGAGUUCUACAUCAUCGAAUAAUUCAAAUGGAAGGAGUACGCAAUCUUUGAAAGGACAGCCAUCGGGUCAGGGUAGUGGAGCCUACAGGAAGGGUCCCCCUAAAUCCAAUAAAGCUCCACAGGCAAUCUCUACUUCCGUUGCAAAAAGUCCGUCUAGCACUAAGAACGGUAGUGGGGAUAGUUACUUUUCACCUAGUUCUCCAAACUUCAAUUCCGCUGGGUACAAUAACUCACUUAAAGGCGCUCCUGCUAUUAACGUGCAUGGUGAACCUAUACAGUCACCUACCGAUAGAGAGAAUGGGAGUGGAAGAUCCUUCAAGGGUGUUCUUAAUAAUUUUGUUAAUCAAAUGCAAGACUUCUUGGGACCCCCAAAGAGAGUUGAGAUUUCGUCCCCGUUUGAUCCAGUUCAUUUGACUCAUGUCGGGUUUAAUCAAGACACGGGAGAAUUCACGGGUUUACCUCAAGAGUGGCAGCAGCUGUUACAAGAUUCAGGUAUCACUAAACAAGAUCAAGAAGCAAAUCCUCAGGCUGUGUUGGAUAUUGUCGGGUUUUAUCAAGAUAUUACGGGCAAUACAAAUCCAAGUUUGAUCUGGGAAAAAUUCAAUAAUGCUAAAUUGAACAAGACGCAACCUAAAACACCAACAAGCGUACCAAGAUCACCACCGCCGCAUACUGACAAGGCAUUUGAAAAUCCCCGAAUAGCUCCAUCGCCACCGGAACCAAAGAAGAAAUCCACACCUCCUGUACCAGCAAGACCGGCAAACCCGCCAUCACCAGCGGAGCUGAGAAAUAGACCAACAUCGCCGUCAUCACCAUCAUCGGCUCAAAAAUAUCCAAAGAAAACAUCACAAGACCCUCCAAGGCUUCCGCCAAUAAAUCCUCUGCCACCGCUCGACAGUCGUCCCUCGCCAACGCCACCUCCCAAACCAUACAAACAACCACCGCGCCCCAAGGACCAAUCUCCUGUUCCCCCACCAGUAAAACCAAUUCCGCCAGCGAAACCAACUCCACCAGCACUUCAACCCGCACAAAAGCCAACCGUACAAAAGCCAACCGCACAUGCACCGAGUGCUCGCCGAAGGGAACAGAAACCAAAAUCAAAAGAAUCAUCAGCGGAUAUCAUAGAGCGCUUAAAAGCCAUCUGUACCGAUGCAGAUCCAACCAAGAUGUAUAGGAAUCUGGUCAAAAUCGGUCAGGGUGCAUCAGGUGGAGUUUACACGGCAUAUCAAGUGGGAACGAAUUUGUCUGUGGCUAUAAAACAGAUGAACUUGGAACAACAGCCAAAGAAAGACUUGAUUAUCAAUGAGAUUUUGGUUAUGAAAGAGAGUAAGCAUAGGAAUAUUGUCAACUACAUUGACAGUUUCUUAUGGAAAGGCGAUUUAUGGGUUGUUAUGGAGUACAUGGAAGGUGGAAGUUUGACAGAUGUCGUGACGAGUAACAUAAUGACAGAGGGACAGAUUGCUGCUGUCAGUAGAGAGACUUUAGAAGGACUCGCCCAUCUGCAUUCUAAAGGCGUCAUUCACAGAGACAUUAAAAGUGAUAACGUACUUCUUGCCCUUAAUGGCGACAUCAAGCUCACUGAUUUUGGUUUCUGUGCCCAAAUCAACGAAAUCCAAAGUAAACGUACUACAAUGGUUGGCACGCCGUAUUGGAUGGCACCAGAGGUAGUAACACGUAAAGAAUAUGGACCUAAAGUAGACAUUUGGUCACUUGGUAUCAUGGCAAUAGAAAUGAUUGAAGGCGAACCACCGUAUUUGAACGAGAAUCCGCUUAGAGCUCUGUACCUCAUUGCCACAAAUGGAACGCCACAAUUACAUCAUCCGGAGAGUUUAUCUCCCGUGUUCCGCGAUUUCUUGGCCAAAUCGCUGGAAGUUGACGCCGAGAAGCGGCCGACGGCUGUAGAGUUGUUGAAGCAUCCUUUCCUUCAAAAAUCAGAACCACUCCGUUCGCUAGCACCAUUGAUUAAGGCUGCUCGUGAGAAUGCUAAGAGAGGAUGA
Molecule: messenger RNA, 2199 nt
Organism: Paraglomus occultum
Lineage: Eukaryota; Fungi; Glomeromycota; Glomeromycetes; Paraglomerales; Paraglomeraceae
Source: the annotation of a GenBank genome assembly